AUGACUUCGUUAACUUCUUUUACUAAUCAUAAUAACCAAAGACGUUAUAAACGCGUUGGCAUUCAAGUUGAAAAGUUUGUCUUAUGGGUAAAGCACCCUCAACAUUGCGAUCCUGUUAAAGUUAAAGUACCAUAUCACGCAGAUAUUGGUGAUGUCAAAAAAGCCAUCAAAGAAGAAUUACGACCUGCUUUAGACAAAGAAAGUUUGGGUAAAGUAGUAAUACUUAGUCCUAAAAUUGGAAAACUCAAUCCACGUACUCUGGUUCGUCAAGUUCAACUAAGUAAAGACGAAAACUUAAUAGUCUAUGUGGAUAACGUUGAGACGCGACUCUUCUUGAAAACACUCACAUCCGACCGAGUUCCAAUACAAGUGAAUGCACCUUUAUGCCUUAAAAAUGACGAGGCUUACUUGAUCGUUGCAAAAUUAUUUGUCGGGCAAGCAGCACCUCAAGAAAUAAACAUAUUAAAAGAUAAUCUAUGUCCUUCUAGUAUUGAAAGUUGGAGUUCCGUGUUUACAUACCCCGCGACUAAAGAUUAA
Messenger RNA from Diversispora eburnea, 537 nucleotides. The record is from the annotation of a GenBank genome assembly. Lineage: Eukaryota; Fungi; Glomeromycota; Glomeromycetes; Diversisporales; Diversisporaceae.